CGCCCCGCCCCCGCACGGCACGGCGGGGGACGGAACGGCACACCUAGCAGCGGCGGCGGUGGUGCCGAGCCGAGCCGUGCGGCCCUCGCUUGCCUCCUGCCUGGUGCCUGUCUGCCCUCGGCUCUGAGAGCUGUCGGCUCCGGCCCCCCGCCAUGUUCUCCAGGAAGGGCCAUGCCGACGCCAGGAAGUGCACGCAGAAGGCGCUGGACCCCAAGCGGGACGUGCUGACCCGCCUCAAGCACCUCCGGGCGCUGCUGGAUAUUGUGGAUGGAAGUGACCUGAAGCAGUUAUUUGAGAACAAUUAUUCUCAAUUUUUUUUAAUCUUCUAUGAAAACUUCAUAACACUGGAAAAUAGCUUGAAACAAAAAGGGAAUAAAUCACAAAGGGAGGAGCUGGACUCCAUUCUCUUUCUCUUUGAAAAAAUAUUGCAGCUACUACCUGAGAGGAUUUUUUAUCGAUGGCAUUUUCGCAGUAUAGGGUCGAUUUUGAAGAAACUUUUGCACACUGGAAACUCCCUCAAGAUAAGAUGUGAAGGAAUCCGACUGUUUCUUCUCUGGCUUCAAGCACUUCAGACUAACUGUGCAGAAGAGCAGAUAUUAAUAUUUGCAUGCCUUGUGCCUGGUUUUCCGCCAAUUAUGUCCUCACGAGGUCCCUGUACACUAGAUAACCUCAUUAGUCCUCCUAAUUCACCAGAUGCUAAGAUUUUUCCAGAAGAAAUUACCCCACUUUUGCCAGCUGUUUCUGGAGAGAAAAUUGCAGAUGACCAAACCUGCUAUUUUCUUCAGCUACUGUUAAAAUAUAUGGUAAUUCAGGCUGCAAGUUUGGAGUGGAAGAAUAAGGAGAACCAAGACACUGGGUUCAAGUUUCUCUUUACCUUGUUUAGAAAAUACUACCUUCCGCACUUGUUUCCAUCUUUUACAAAGCUAACUAACCUCUACAAACCUGUUCUAGAUAUUCCUGAUAUAAGACCAAGACCAGUAUACAUUACUGCAACACGAAACAAUGAAAAUGUCUAUAGCACAAAAAUUCCAUAUAUGGCAGCUCGAGUUGUUUUUAUUAAGUGGCUUGUUACCUUCUUUCUUGAAAAGAAAUAUUUAACUGCUGUUCAGAAUACAAAAAAUGGAGGAGAAAUGCUCCCUAAAAUUAUUCAGACUGUUGGUGUUGUGAACCAAGAUAAAAACCCAGAGCUGGAAACUGGCAUGUCUUAUGCAGGCGAGCAGGAGAGAAGCCAUUCGAACAGCAGCACCUUGUCUGACCGACGGCUCAGUAAUUCCAGCCUCUGCAGCAUCGAAGAGCAGCAUCGAACUGUUUAUGAGAUGGUGCAGAGAAUCCUCUUGUCCACACGAGGAUAUGUUAACUUUGUUAAUGAGGUGUUUCGACAGGCUUUUUUGUUGCCUUCUUCUGAUAUAUCUGCAACGCGAAAAGUGGUUAAGGUCUAUAGAAAGUGGAUAUUGCAAGAGAAGCCUGUGUUCAUGGAGGAGCCAGACAAAAAGGAAAACAGUGAGGAUGCUGUUGUCAGCUUAGAGGAUUCAUCAGUGCAAACGGAUGGUAAACAUCUUUCCUCUGACCACUCAGGACAUAAGCGCUCAUCCAGCUGGGGAAGAACGUACUCCUUUACCAGUGCUGUGAACAGAGGAUGUGUAUUAGAAGACGAGGACAAAAAUGUUAAAGCUGGUGCUCAAGCUGUAUUACAGGUGUUCUUGACAAACUCUGCAAAUGUUUUCUUAUUGGAACCAUGCAUUGAAGUCCCUGUGCUUCUGAAGGAGCAAGUUGAUGCUUGCAAAGCAGUUCUGAGCAUUUUUAGGCGCAUGAUAAUGGAACUAUCAAUGAAUAAAAAGACAUGGGAACAGAUGUUACAGAUACUCCUCAGAAUAACAGAAGCUGUGAUGCAGAAGCCAAAAGAAAACCAUAUAAAGGAUACAUUUGCUCAGAGCAUGUCAGGGUUACUUUUUCGAACCCUCAUUGUGGCUUGGAUCAGAGCAAACCUGAGCGUUUACAUUUCUCGGGAGCUGUGGGAUGAACUGCUCAGUGUUCUGUCUGCCCUGACCGACUGGGAGGAGCUCAUAAACGAGUGGGCCAAUAUCAUGGACUCUCUAACAGCAGUGCUGGCAAGAACUGUGUAUGGGGUAGAAAUGACAAACUUACCCUUGGAUAAGCUCAGUGAACAAAAAGAAAAAAAGCAGAGAGGAAAGGGUGGCAUUUUAGAGCCUCAAAAGACAGCUCUAGUGGGAAGAUCUUUUUCAUUAAGCUGGAAAAGUCAUCCAGAAGUUGUGGAGCCAAUGAGAUUCAGAAGUGCUACCACCUCUGGAGCCCCAGGAGUUGAGAAAGCAAGAAAUAUUGUUCGUCAGAGAGCAACAGCUAAGCGAAGCCAGUCUAUCAGCAACUGUGUUCAUCUUUAUGAGGCUUUGCCAGCUACUAAAAGUGUACCUCUUCUGCUUCACACUGUGAGCUCUCUCUUACCUGGUAUCUCUUAUACUUCUUGCUCUCACAGACUGUCAGAAGUUGAAGAAUCCCAGCAGUCGGAAACUUCAGCAGGAACAGAAGCUACAGGCCUAUUUGUAGAGCAAGAGCAGCAACUUACUCGAAGUAGCAGCACUUCAGAUAUCGCAGAUCAGUUUCCAUCCGAUUUUUUUCAAGGUAAGAAGGCUGGAAGUUCUCAUAAUUUAUCUUCUUCAGACUCCAAAUCAGUUCAGGAAAAUAAGGAAUAUAUGAAGAAAGAACAUGAAGCUGAGCAUGUACUAGUACAAAGGAGCAGUAGUACAGCUGAAUUAGAUUUGAAAGCAGACUUGCGACAAACACAUGGAAACCAUAGGGAGAGAGAAAAAAGUGAAAGUGUUAGCAGUGACACAUCCAUUGGGUAUAAUAAUGAAGUAGAGAUUGCACUCAUCCCCUGGCAAGCUUCUGAAGAAGACCAUGAAGUUAAUGCAUCAACAGAUGUUUGUGUGGAUACUGAUGCACCUCACUGGCUUCAGCUUAGUCCUGCAGAUAAUGCAAAUUUAACAGACAGCAGUGAAUAUCUUGCUGAUGACUGCAGUAUAAUUGCCGGUGGAAGCCUCAUCGGUUGGCAUCCUGAUUCUGCUGCUGUGCUAUGGAGGAGGAUCUUGGGAAUUCUUGGAGAUGUGAACAAUAUACAGUCACCUAAAAUUCAUGCAAAAGUUUUUGGGUAUCUCUAUGAGCUGUGGUAUAAACUUGCAAAGAUAAGGGACAACCUUGCUAUAAGUAUGGAUAAUCAGUCGACUCCCUCUCCUCCUGUCUUAAUUCCUCCUCUCAGAAUAUUUGCAUCAUGGUUAUUCAAGGCAACCACCCUGCCAAAUGAAUAUAAGGAAGGCAAACUUCAGGCGUACAGGCUGAUCUGUGCUAUGAUGACUAGGCGUCAAGAUGUUCUGCCAAAUUCUGAUUUCCUAGUUCAUUUUUAUUUUGUGAUGCACCUUGGCUUAACAAGUGAAGACCAGGAUAUCUUGAAUACUGUCAUAAAGCAUUGCCCGCCUUGGUUUUUCUUCCUGGGCCUACCUGGCUUUACGAUGCUGAUAGGAGACUUCAUUACAGCGGCAGCCCGAGUGCUGAGUGCAGACAUGCUGGAGGCUCCCCGUUCAGAAGCUCAUACCAUCCUUGGUUCUCUUGUUUGCUUUCCAAAUAUCUACCAAGAAAUCCCACUCUUGCGGCCCAUUUCAGAAGCUGGUGAGAUCAUCGCGGGAAGUGCAGAUGUAAAGUGUUACCUCAUAAAUAUUUUAUUGAAGAAUGCUACAGAGGAACCAAGUGAAGCUGCAAGAUGUGUAGCCAUUUGUGGCCUUGGAGUUUGGAUAUGUGAAGAACUAACGCAGUGUACAAAUCACCCCCAAGUGAAGGAAGCAAUCAAUGUCAUAGGUGUGACACUAAAGUUUCCUAAUAAAUUGGUAGCUCAGGUAGCCUGUGAUGUUCUUCAACUGCUAGUUUCUUACUGGCAAAAGCUGCAGAAGUACGAAUCCUCUCUGUCCAGAAAAAUUACUGAAAUCCUCGUGGCCACUAUUGCAUUUCUUCUGCCAAGCGCUGAGUACUCCUCUGUGGAAGCAGAUAAAAAGUUUAUAGUUUCACUGCUACUUUGCUUGUUGGAUUGGUGCAUGGCAUUACCCAUGAAAAUGCUUCUGGAGCCAGUGUCUGCUGGUGUCCUUGAAGAUCAACAUGCAUCCAAAGCUCCUUUACUGGACUAUAUUUAUAGAGUUUUGCAUUGCUGUGUGAAUGGCUCCACUACGUAUACUCAGCAAAGCCAUUACGUGCUGAGUCUUGCGGAUCUCUCGUCUAGUGACUAUGACCCUUUCUUGCCACUGGGAAGUGUCACAAGCUCUGAGCCAGCACAGUGCCACUCUGUCACAGAUUUGGGCAACCUGCUCACUGUUGCUGAGGAAAAAAGAAGAAGGAACUUAGAAUUAAUACCUUUAACGGCACGGAUGGUUAUGACUCAUCUGGUGAACCACUUGAGCCACUACCCACUCAGCGGAGGUCCUGCCAUCCUCCACAGUCUCCUUAGUGAGAAUCAUGACAACUCCUAUGUGGAGUCCUCUGAGCUGUCAUCAGAAGUUUUCCGGAGCCCCAACUUGCAGCUCUUUGUGUUUAAUGACAGUACUCUUAUAUCAUACCUCCAGAUCCCUGCAGAAAAGAAGAAGGACACUGAGCCAGCAGUAGCCCCCUCAGAUGUGAGGGUAAUUGUCAGAGAUAUCUCUGGGAAGUACUCUUGGGAUGGCAGAAUAUUAUAUGGACCUUUGGAGGGCUGCCUUCCACGGCAGAGUACUCCGAGCUCAUUUGUGAUUUCAGGCAACCCUGAGCACCAGUUCAGUUCCCAGAAAGACAUUUCUCAGGUGGAAGAAGGAGAAGAUGCUCUUGACAAGUUGCUGGAGAAGAUCGGUAACACUAGUCCUGAAUGCCUUUUACAUCCCCAGCGGAAGCUGAAUGAGCCAUCGCCACCACCCUUUGGUAUGAGCUAUGAACAAGAGAAUGCAAUCACCGAAGCCCUGAUGAGGCAGAGUGCCCAGGAAAAAGACUAUAUUUUUAAAUGCAGCUCAGGCUUCAGUAUGAAGGUGGCCCAUCAAGAAGAACCACGUCCUGCUGAACCUCAAGCAUCCUUUUAUUUCUGUCGGCUGUUGCUAAAUGAUUUGGGAAUGAACUCCUGGGAUAGAAGGAAAAGCUUUCAUCUUCUUAAGAAAAAUUCAAAAUUACUGAGAGAACUGAAAAAUCUGGAUUCUCGCCAGUGCCGUGAAACUCACAAGAUUGCAGUGUUUUACAUUGCAGAAGGACAGGAGGACAAAUGCUCAAUACUGUCCAAUGCAAGGGGAAGCCAGGCAUAUGAAGAUUUUGUUGCUGGACUGGGUUGGGAGGUUGAUCUCUCAACACAUGGUGGAUUUAUGGGCGGCCUGCAGCGCAAUGGCAGCACUGGGCAAACAGCACCCUAUUAUGCUACCUCUACCGUGGAAAUCAUUUUUCAUGUGUCUACAAGAAUGCCGUCAGAUUCAGAUGAUUCACUGACCAAAAAGCUUCGUCACUUGGGAAAUGAUGAGGUUCACAUCGUCUGGUCUGAACACACCAGGAACUACCGCAGGGGCAUUAUACCAACAGAUUUUGGAGAUGUUUUAAUUGUUAUUUAUCCAAUGAAGAAUCACAUGUUUUUCAUAGAGAUAAUGAAGAAACCAGAGGUGCCAUUUUUCGGUCCUCUCUUUGAUGGAGCCAUUGUGACUGCAAAGCUUCUGCCAAGCCUUAUAUGUGCCACGUGCAUCAAUGCCAGCAGAGCCGUCAAGUCGCUCAUCCCGCUCUACCAGAGCUUGUAUCCUUUCCUGCUGAUUAUGCAAAGUUCCCCUUGGUAGUGUUCUUACUUCUGAAUAUCCUGCUACUAAGAGAUGAAAGAGAACUGAGAAACUUCUGAAACUGGACAAAGAUAAUGGGGUGGGAAGGUCCCAUCAGGAUGACACUGGAGUAGGAGAGAAAGACAUCCAUAACUUUUAUUGUAGAAAAUUAAACUCUUUUGAAUAGAAAAGGUCAACAAUAGUUGCUCCCUAUAAACACAAAAAUAUACUAAAAUUCUUAAUGAGCCAGAAAUUGGCAUGUAAAUGUAGGGAUGUAUAAAGGAGGUAUUUGAACCUGUCCAUUGCAGUAACACUGCUCUGUAGCCCACAAAGCAUGCAAGCUCAGUGUGACUUUUCUCCCUGGUGUUGGCUUUGCUAGCUGUUAUUUGGAGAACAAGAGAAGAGCAGCCCCAACAAUUUAAAAGGUAAAUAAAGGACUUUAGUAACUUUGUCAUACUGGGAGUGAAAAUAACUCAAAGGUGAAAUAACUCGAAAUAUUUGAAUGGAAGGGAGAAAUAAAAAGCAAUAAUCCUGGAGAAGGGAAGGAUGCUGUUUGGCAGCACAUGAGACAUAACUUUGCGGUUUGGAUGAGCACAGAAACGCUUGUGGUAAGGCAGAGCCAGGGAGUCUUCUACUGCUGUUUGUCAUACAGGGUAGCAUUCGUAACAAGAGUUAGUAGGUAAAUUUUUUCUCAAUUCCAGCAUGGUUAGGAAUUGAAUGAACACUUCGUCUGAUGUAAAUGGCUCAACAGUAAUAAAACACUGACAAAUCCAAAGGAAAUCGUGGGGCUGUAAUAAAAAGAAGCGGGGGGCAGAGGGACUGCUUUAUCGGGCACCUGUGGCAGCUUCACCAUAAAGCAAAGCACUCAUGCUCCACUGCUGUAGUUCCCGGGUGGGAGAAGCGUUGUGACCCGCGGGAGCGCUGCGCGGGGUUGCAUGCUGCUGGGCGCUGGCAGCGGCGUGCAAGUGGUGACAGCUGAAGUCACUUGUUGGAAAGUCUGCAAACUCCAGUUACAGCUGCACUUGUCAGGGGCUUUGAGGGAAGUGUAAUCAGCCACAGAGAUUAAUUUGCAUCUCAAUUAGGAAAGAGUCAGGAGGAAGCAGUAGGGUCUGUUGCUGGAAGGUUGUGGAAGAAAUCUCAUCGGGCACAAAAGGUGCCGAGCUGGGUGCUCCAGUGAGCGGAGGACAAUAUCUGAGUCCGGUUUCCAUGGGGACCAGGACUGCAGAGCCACGGGAGAAUCUCACUUUGCACUGUAAUCCUUUGGUCAUGAUGACACAAAUUCCACUGUCGUACCCAAAUACGUUUUUCUGUUAGGAAUACCUCUGAAAAUGAGAAACGUAACUAUGGCAGAACACACAAGGUUUUUUAAUCCAUUUUUUGUGUUCAAGUAACUGCUUCUGUUUUAAGGCACUCAUUAGGCCAAGAGAAAUAUUCAUUACAAAAUAAUUAAACAUAUUUAAAUCUUAGUUUAAUGCUGUUCUGGCCACAAGUUCUUUGUGUACAUCAAAUGGCAUGGCAUGGCAUUGCACCGAAGCAAAAGCAGGGCACUUACACAUAGAUGAGUUGUCUUUGGAGUGGUUAAAGCUCAGUUUUCUCUGCAACUGCUGUAAUGUUUACAUGUUAAUGGAUGAUUGUAUAUUAGCGUAUGUCCAAAAUAAUCAUUUUUUGGUGCACUGAAGCAUUGAGACUGAGCGGCCACAGACCGUACUAAUUGGUGCUCUCACUGUCCUUAAGUAACUGUUAAGUGCGAGGUAAUGUGUUUCAGCAGCCUCACCAGUCUGCUUUUUCAGGCAGUAAUUGUCAUUUUAAAUAUGCCUGUGUGUUUUAUGGAAAUCACAAACAAUGAGGAGGCUUAAAAUUACAUGAGAACGUGAAAGAGUAAGUCUUAAACUUUCUAAAAUUGUUGUAUGAUAAUGUAUAUAUUAAUGCAAGUUUUUGAGCUUGUUAAAGGCACCUUAUUGUUUGAUGGGGAAAGGAGGAAACUACAAAUCUCCCAGACAAACAAUUGCCUGUGCAGAAACUGAAGUUCCUCUUACAGAGCCCAGUUAAAGCAGAGGCUGUUAGUCUCAGUCUGUAAGAGUGAGGCCAGUCUAUAAGCAGAAGGCUUUAGGCGAUAAGAGCAGGGAUGAAAACCAGUCCAUUUUUAAGACUUUGGCAACUGGAAUUGGACACAAAGGAGGAAAUCAUGGAUCCAUGGACUGUGUGUAAAGUAUGUGAUGCAGUGUAAAAUAUAUCCACAUGUGAAUAAAAUAACAAAUAGUUGUGUCUCCUCCAAUAAGCAGGUGUUUUUCUUCACAGCUGUGCAACAGCUUUUGUUAAGAACUCCCUAAACGUAGCUCUUGAACAAGUGUAAAUUGGGAUAUUUUAGUAACUUAUGUCUUUGAAAAUAUGCAUCGAGCUGGGAAAAAAAGCCCAUUUCUUUGUAUGCAGUCUGCCACAAAAUAUCCAGAUCCUGUCUUGCUUUAUGUGUGUUAUUGGUGUCAGAGCAGAGCAAGGGCGCAGGUACCCCGCUGUAAUUCGAGACCUGCCAGCUGCAACUGGAGGUGCUGCCGGCCUGCUGCUUGUGGGGCACCUCAGCACCAGCCUUGUUCCACCUCCACCUGCAGCACUCUGUGGAGGAAUUGCAAUGUUAAGUCACCCUUCCUAGCUACUUUAAUCACUACUAACAUGGCUUUCCCCUUAUACUUGUGGGCAACAAUAAUUUCUCCAGUUCUUCCUGUUUCUUUCCUGCAAACCACUUCUGUCACAUGCCGAGCCCCUGACAGAGGAGUAGGACUGGCCGAGCCAAAGUGUUUCACAUGUGCUGGCCUGGCAGAUUGCACCCACGAAUGUCUGGGCUUCUGUUUUGUUCCUUCCGUUUCACAAUUACAAGGCCUGACAGGAUUUCAGAGCUCCUAGCAGGUAGAGAGCUCGCAGGGGACAGGUGAGGUGUCGGGGGAAGAUGAGGGUGGCUGUUUGGGCCAGAGGAGGGGAGGGAAGCACAGCUUGCUGGGGGGAGCGGGACUGGUGCCACUGGAAAACACCGCAUUGGUCCCUCAGGCUGCUGGGGGAAGCUGGGUGUGAUCUGUAUUUUGUAAGAGAGGGCAUGGCAGAGGUGGAAGACCAACUGCUCGGGUAGCCACAGCUGGAGAGCAGUAACCGGCUGUUUGCACUCAGCGAGGGGCCUGUCGAGCAGGACCCCUGAGCAAGCAUCUGCUCUGGUUCCAGUAGUACAGAAUGUUUCCAAAAAUGUUAGGGGUGAUGAUAUACUUUAAAAAUUGUAUCUUUAUGCUUUCUUCCAGUUAAUAUAACAUUAGUUGUUUGUUGGAAAAGGAUUUUUCAACGUUGGUCCAUUCUGGAGUCCCAGUUGCCCUAAGCUGCAGUGUAUAUAGUAGUACACAUCUUUGAGAGCUGGUCUUAUCAGUAAAGAUAAAUACUGGGGGGAAAAAAACAUGGUUUGUCCCCAAGACUUUAUUUUGGGUCUGAUUUACAGCUGCUGUUCAAGCUGAUAGUCUCAAAGCUCAGGUGCAAGCAAAUCACUGAAUGUGGAAAUGUAACUAAACCUGCAGGUGUCAGGCACUUUGGUGGCUGGUCCAUAAGUUACUGCUCCACAAAGAUUUUGGAAUCUGGGUAUAGUGAUGUCUGCACAAAAAGAUCCCCUUAGAACACACAGGGAAAAGCAAUUUUGAUUAUCCUGAAUCCAGAUUGUCUUGCAAAAUGGAGUAAUUUCCUUGCUCAUUGAAUUACACUGUUCUUUUUUAGAGCUUUUUUAGUCACUCUCAGGUUUUACUUAUGAACUUUUAUAACCAGGUUGCUUAUUCUUUCUUAUAUCACACAUUUCAUAAUAACAACAGGAGUGAACAUCCCACAUUCUUCCCUUUUAUCCUUUUAAAAAUGAGAAAAAUGGUAGUGCAAGCUUAUCUUCACAAGAAGACAGCUAUUCUUCAAAUCACAGUGGCUAAAAGAUUAUACCAUGGUUUGUUUAGAAAAAAAUUGUAAGUGCUUCUUAACUUGGGAGAAAAGCUUCUCAGAGUUUGAAAAAUGGGUACAGUGAUGCAGAGGAAACGUUGAUGAAUUGCUGGGUAAAGUUUGUGAAACAGACCCGUGUACCUGAAUGUGAAUGGCCACAUUUCUACAUUUCUCUGUUUGUGCUCUUCAGUUUAAAAAAAAAAAAAAAAAAGGCAAGAAAAAAAAAAGCUUAUUUUUAAUUGAAAAAAUAUUUUAAUGUUAUUUGUGGUGUUUUUAUUGCUGUUCCCCCCCCCCCCCAAAUAACUAUCGUACUUGCAGUCCUGCUUGCUCUCACUAACUGAGUUUGAAGAAAACCAGAAGAGAUUCUGACACGUCUGAGAUGUUGCCCCAGGUUCGACCUGCUCUUUGUGAGGAACCUGCUGGAAAGUAUGAAAUGUCCCUGUGUGCAUGCACCAUUUGAUUUUAACCAUACUCCGUUGAUUUCUUGUAGUCUUUGAAAUAUUUUCUUAGCAAUUUAAGCUACAUUUAUUUUCCUGUGAAUGGGUAGAUGGUGAUUUAGUGCCUCUUGGGGUUUAAGAAUUAACAUGUUUACUGUAACACUAUCUUUUUAAGCAUCCUCACUCUUAGGAUAAAUCGGUUUGGUCUUAUGGAAUUUUAUGUUUCUUAUUCUGCCUUUUGAUUAUUGUGUAUUUUUUGUAGUCUUUUAUAGCAUCUUGAUCAGAGUACAGUGCUGCAAUGCUCUUUAGGGGAAGAAGAAAUAUCUCAUGGCAGGAGGGACAUACCAACUCAUCAAUCACUCUGCUGUUCUUUUCGCUGUCAAAACAAUGUUUCAGGUAGCUGUCCAAGUGUGCUUGGAGAUGUAAUCCUCACAGUAAUCUCUCAUAUAAGCUGUGUUGCUUCUGAUUUUCUUUCAUUAAUAUAAAUAGAAUUCUAUAAGGGCUGAUCCAAAUAUGCUUAGUCUGGCAAGAAGAAAAAAUACUACCACAGUUGCAGGCUGAAGAAUUGUUUCCAAAGUUGAUUGCAGUUUUUGUUGCUGUUCAGUCCAAGAGGAAAAUCUGAUACUGAGUUUUCAAUUCUUCCUGAGUUUGUCUUGGACAUUCACAGUGCUUUGCUGCAACAUAAUACAUCUCUGUGUUAGUGCGUAUGUGCAGUAGAUGCUGAAUGUGUCUGCAUUAGAACAAACAAAAAGCACUACGAGGAUGCAUAUGCUUUACAUAGCAUCUGAGCACUGGAUGUCACCAUUUCCCUGCUUAAGAUUUGCAAGCAUGUGGGCCAGGAGAAAUCAGCCCUUACUUUGGAGAGGUAAUCCGGUACGUGCAUAAGUCAUAAAGGUUUACGCUCUGUGGUGAAUAUGGCAUGCCAGCUUACCUAUACGAAGCAAGUAGCUCAGUAGGAUAAAAAAAAAAAAAUACCCAUAACUUUAAUUCAUUAUGUUGUAUAAAGAUAUGAACAUAUCUACUAUAUGUUAAUAUGUCAUGUCUGGAAUCAAGAUUAAGCAAAGAUUACCAACGUUGAAUUCAGAACAAAUUGUUUUUGUUGCUUUAAUCUGAUUUAUGGUUAGCUUAACAUAGGGCAAUUGAUCUGCUUGCAUGUUUAAAUGGAGACUAUAAAAGAAAUAUUUGCUGUGGUUGAGCCAGUUGUCUGAGUGACUGUCAUAUUUUGUAGGUGCACGUAAAGCAAGAUGCCUGAAAAUGUGUUUUCGGGUACUUUUCCAAAUGUAUUUUCUCGAGCUUGCAUUCAGAACUGUAUUAUGAUUAUAAAGGGUUGCUCGAUUGCACUGCAAGCAAAAUGGAAAGCCUGUUACUCUUUUUGUAGAAGAGUUCGUAAUUUGUUCCCCUUCUUUCAUCCAAAGAAGUUGUGCCCUUGGGCUAUAUGGACGCUGUUAGAAAUGACUAUGAAAUUCUAAAGCUUGUGUCACAUGAACUGUGACAAUUUAUAUGACAUAGCGUCUGACAGUUUUCUGCCAAAACGAUGGGUUGUGGCUCACAGGCUCCUCUGCCGCUUUGUCUGAGGAGAGCUGCCUGUCUGCUGCCUCUCCAGCAGUUGUGUUGCCAAAACCAGCCCUGGCAUGGCGGGGUGAGCGCCAAGCAGCAGUGCAUGAUGCCACCCAGGGGAUGCUGGCGAGUGUCUCGGAGGCUGCAUGGGUGGUGUAGGGCAGCGCUGGCCUCUGGUGUGUGGCACAGCUCCCACGGCAGCCGGUCAAUGGCCGGGCCCCUGCCUCUGCGGCUGCUUUCCUUCCUCGCAGCCAGAACCUUCACCAGGCAGCGAUCGAUGCCUCUAAUCUGCUGCAGCCUGUAAUAAGUCAUGCGUGGCAAAGCUUUUAGGUGGCAUUACAUGGGAUUGUGAAGGCAGCCCUUCAGCUCUUAUUCAUAGUGCUCUUCAUAGACUUGCAGAGAAAUCUACUGCAUCCCACUUGUGAAUAUCUAAAGAGCGCAUAAUGCUUCUGCAGAUCCGAACUUUGCGUGCUCCCUGAUGGUGUGCGGACACAAUGGUUUUAAGUUUCUGUAUUUUUGUGCACAAAUCUGUAUGCACCUGUCCCUGCUCGUGUUCCCUUGGAACACACGUAUCUUGCAUAUGCACCUCUGUUAUCGGCCUGUUAUCUUCACCGUUUUACAGGAGGAAGGCAGGCAGCAGUGAAGCUUGCACCAUGUAUAAACGGUUGAUAAAAAGUGAGUGGAGCUCUAGGCAGGGUAAGAAAACGCAGUCCAUUAUUUAUUUGUGGAACAUGUGUGGCAACAGGAAGCUGUGCCAUCCUGGCUCCCCUGGUGGUGUCCCUCAUUCCUGCUUCGGAGAUUGCCUGGCCUGUAAUCCUAAUGACUGUGGCAACUCCUCACCCGACCUUCCAGACGGAUUCUCACCUUUCAUUGCUCAGAGCUAGUCCGUUCCCCACAGAUGGCUGCAGAAAUUAUUCUCAGGGUUUCGAGUUAUUUUGUGUGAUAAAAUACCUCUUGCCCCUCCAAAAAUAUUAUCAGGCCAGUGACCCUGAGUCUUCCCACCUUUUUUGGAUGUCUGUAAUUUCCUGUUAACAAUACAAUUCAUUUUUAUGCUGUAACAUCAUUAUUAUUCUCCACAGCUGGAAGCUGUACAGAUCACUGAGGGCUGCUAAGAAAGUCCCAGGCUAAUUCUGUAACAGGGUUUGAAGUGGCACUAACUGCUGCUCAUGCUGGAGCUGGUCUCUCUUCAGUAGAAGUAAAUAAACCCCAGCAGUUUUAAAGGCUUUUAUUUGCUAAGUGACUUAAUGAAUAGUCCUAAAAAAGAGCCUGUGUUUAAGUAAUAUCAUGAACGUAAUGUUUUUUUAAAUGAAAAGUGAAUUCAGUGUGUGAUCUGUCAGAAACAGGAAAAAAAAGGCAAUUCUGGGUUCGUUGAAUGAUGUACACAUGCACUAAUUGAAAACAAGCUUAUUAAAAUACACAGCUAUGCUAUUUCAGCCCCUGCUAGAGACUGGAAAGUCACGAUCAUGCUGGAAACUGUACAGUGUAUAGAAUAGAAGCAGCAGGUCAGGAUUUGGAGUUGGGAAUUUGAAUCCUGACUCUCCUCUGCCAUCGUGGAGAAGCUGCUGCUUUGGAUGAUACUCUCAUUACUGAUGAAGAAAUGGAAUAAAGAAGUCAUUUUGUUUGUACAUGGAUAAUUCUGUAAGAAGCUGGGUUUUUGUUCUAAUCGUUCCUUUAAACUCCUGUGUCCUAGGCACUGGAUCAAACGAGUUGUGCAGAAGGGUUUGUGUCCUGCUGCUGCCCUUAAGGUGGCUGGAAGUCAAGUUUCUCCACAUCCAGGUGUGGAAGCACCGCACAGCUCUCGGAUGUUCCCAAGUAAAGAGCAGUUUUGUUCCUGUUGUUCCCCAUAAAAAAUAAAGCGAUUCUGUUCAAGGUGCAGUUUUGUGAGUGCCCUACCUGCAGUGGAAUCUGGCUGUGAUUUAAGUUGCAAUAGCAAGUACAGAUUGGUGUGGUGUAGUGUUGCGUACAACUGAGCUGGUAACCGUGCCUCUGGCAGCCAGGCGUGAGCUCGAGAGAGAUGCACAGGGGUGCAAGCGCCUGCCGCACACUGCUUUCCGUCGCAUUAGGCAGCACCUAACCUGUGUUUAUGGUGUGUCUCUUCACAGUGGUGAUGGCAGCCAGAAUGGAUGUGUUUAGGCUAACACUAACUACUUUAUUCAAAGUUGUGGUGUUUUUUUCAGGCAUACACCAGACAGAUUAACAGUUUCGUGUUCUUGGUGUUUUCAGAACAGCUUGUGAUGGCUUUGCUCUUCUGCCCCUGUUAACUUUAUUGGGAUUUCUGUAGCUGAGACCUCUGCUGCGUCUUUUAGAAACUUGCUCCCACGCGCUCAUUUGUGCUUUGGAUUCCUUGGGUUAUUUUUCUUUGGCUUUUGUUGCAGGUGGAGGAGGAAAAAAAAAAAAAAGGCAAUAUUAUCUGAACAGAUUUUGCAUUCAGCUUGGGCUGUGCGAUGCUCGCACGGACAAAGUGUGCGCCAGCUGUGCCGCCAGUCUCACCUGGCCUGGGCUGCCAUGCAGCCAUGGCUCUGGCCAGAGUGCUGUGGACACCCCGAGGUGUGUCCCAACGGCCCCGAGCUCUGGGGCAGCAAGUCCAGCCAGCGACCAGGCUGCGCGGGCUGUGCCACAGGGGCUUUGUGCAUGCUCAUUAGCAUGCUGGCUGGGCGCCGGCUCUGCGGCGCGCUGGCUUUGCUCGCUCAGCGAGCUCCGCUAGCUUACCAGCUGUUCCUGCUGCUCACGACAAUG
Messenger RNA from Cygnus olor (mute swan), 14488 nucleotides. RefSeq names its product Ral GTPase activating protein catalytic subunit alpha 2 (gene RALGAPA2). Gene Ontology annotation, molecular function: GTPase activator activity. Gene Ontology annotation, biological process: regulation of small GTPase mediated signal transduction; positive regulation of GTPase activity. Bases 153 to 5831 code for a protein of 1892 amino acids. Gene Ontology annotation, cellular component: cytoplasm; nucleus. Lineage: Eukaryota; Metazoa; Chordata; Aves; Anseriformes; Anatidae. The transcript is spliced from 39 exons. The record is from RefSeq and is a predicted model, not a curated record.